This is a messenger RNA of Zeugodacus cucurbitae (melon fly), 1521 nucleotides long. RefSeq names its product nuclear speckle splicing regulatory protein 1. Lineage: Eukaryota; Metazoa; Arthropoda; Insecta; Diptera; Tephritidae. Bases 156 to 1448 code for a protein of 430 amino acids. The record is from RefSeq and is a predicted model, not a curated record. Gene Ontology annotation, biological process: regulation of alternative mRNA splicing, via spliceosome. The transcript has 3 exons.
AGUAUAUUUAAAUCAAUUUAGUCGUCGUGUUUAUAUAAUUAUAAGUGUAAUGGAAAGGCUAUGUAUUGUUCAAAAUAAAACUUACGUGUGUACAUAAGGUUACUUGUGGUUGUUAUUUAAAUUAGCGCGAAUAAAAGAAAAGUAAUAGAUUCUUUAUGCGUACUCUUAUUGGAUUGUUGCAGUUCGAUAACAAUAUAUUUGAUCCGUGCGACGCCGUUAUCGAUAAUAUCAUACUGUAUGCCAUCUCUAGGUGGACGCCGCAAAGUAGUUGUACUGGCGCUAUUUGCAAAAUGUCUAAACAAUAUGGUCUUAUCAUACCUGGACAACAAAAGAAACAAGAUGAACCAACCGCUGCUGCUCGGCCCGUAUCCAAACCGUCUAUAUUUGAUGAAAGCUCCUCCGAUGACGAGAGCAGACCACAGUUUAAACCACGCAUAAGUGUAGCGCAAGGACCUAGUUUAAUGGAACGACGAAUUGCACGUACCAUGCAGGAGAAGGCAUUAAAGGAAGAUCCUACGGUUUUUCAGUAUGAUGAACUUUACGAUGAAAUGGAGAGUAAGCGAGAACAAGAGCAAGAAGUUAAAAGCAAAGAACCGAAGAAGCCCAAAUAUAUUGGACGUUUAAUGGAGUUCGCUGAACGUCGCAAGCUGGAAAACGAGCUUAGGGUGGAGAGACAAGUGCAAAAAGAACGCGAGGAGGAGGGUGAGGAAUUCAAGGACAAAGAAAGUUUUGUAACCUCAACUUAUCGUAAGAAGUUGGAAGAAAUGCGAAAGCUGCAGGAACAAGAAAAGCGCGAUGAGUACUUGGAAGCAAUCGGCGAUGUGACGAAACAAAAAGAUUUAGAUGGUUUCUAUAGGCAUUUAUUUGAACAGAAAACUGGGUCGACUAAAGAGGUUAAGAAACCGGAACUACCCGUGGUUACAUCUGCCGGCGAUGAAGAUGAUGUAGCAUAUAAACCAAUAAAGUCUGGCAAAGUACCGCAGCAACGUAGCUACCGCAAACGUCGUGCUUCCGAUGAAAUGGAGGAAGAAGACGCUGCCAAUACAGAAGCGGAGAUCAAAAAAGUGCAUUUACAAAACAAUAUCGAUGCAGAUUCGGACUUUAGCAUUGAUUCAUCAUCUGAUGAUGAUGAAGAGGAAUCUAAAAAAGCCGUAGCCGAUAAAACGGUUGAGCAGACUAAAGGUUUAGCAGCACACAAUAAUGCAAACACAACCGCUUUAAAUCUUGACGCUUUAAAGAAAGAAAAACCCGAUGAAAAAAUCGAAAAGAACGAUUCAAAAACUGAAUUGCCUGCUCCAAUAGUGUCAAGUGAAACCUGUGAUUUGGUCGAAGUAAAACCCAAGGUCAAAAUAGAUAAGACUGCUAUAUGGAAGAAACGUACUGUUGGUGCAGUUUAUGAGGCGGCCGUACAACGUUAUUAUGAACGGCGAGCAGCGAGGACAGGAUAAGCCUGUUUUAUAGAAAUAAGAAGAAAUAAGAAUAGUCAAGAUUUUAGUCAAUCAAUCAAUAUACAUUUAUAAG